Molecule: messenger RNA, 1581 nt
Organism: Adineta ricciae
Lineage: Eukaryota; Metazoa; Rotifera; Eurotatoria; Adinetida; Adinetidae
Source: the annotation of a GenBank genome assembly
AUGUAUCAGCGUCUGACAAACGAAAAAAGUAUUUUUCAUCUAACUAAACGUUUAAAAAUCAUAGCAGAUUUUAUACAAUUGGGCGACAUAGAAGAAAUCAAUAAACAAGUACAAGCUGUACGUGAGCUAAAUCUCGAAUAUAUCUGUUCAUCCAUCAUCGAAGCUCUUGAACAAGCCCAAUAUGAUCAUGCGGUUCAACAAAUUAAUGUUUUACUUAAUCGAUACAGUGAAGUCCUGAUGUUCAUUGAUCCUGAAAUAGCAGCACUUCAGCUCGAAUUGAAAAAUCUUCAAGAACGUUUGAGUGAAAUAGAACAGAAUAAACAGAAUAUGUACGCGAUCAUACGUACCUAUCGAAUUGAAAAAUAUAAACGACUAACUCCUGUUGAAAGUGCUAUUAUUAUUGCCAAACAUAAGUUCUACUUUCAGAAAAUGCAGCAUAUACAGGCAAAAGCAACAACAUCUGGUGUUGACAAUACAGUAGAGCUUGAGCAAUGUCAAAAGUUGUAUGAACAAGUUACAUACGAAUUUGAACAAUUUGAAAAACGAAAGAAAGAAGAUGAAAAUUACUACAAUGAAUCACGAAGAACAAAAGGGAAAAGUUCAAGUCAUUUGAAAACUGAUACAACGAUGGAUGAAACCAUGAGUGAGAUGACAAAAUUAUAUCGUGAAGCCGUCUUUCAAUGUCAUCCAGAUCGAUUCUCCGAAGAUGAUCAAAAGCAAUUAGCUCAUAAUAUAUGUACUCGUUUGAACAAUGCAUAUGCUCAACAUGAUUGGGAUACUGUAAGACUUAUUCAUGAACAACUUAAAUUGGGUCUAUUAGCAGUUAAUGUACCUGUUGAUAAUGCCAAAAAGUUACUACGUCUAGAACGUGAUGCAUUACGACAACAAUUCGAGAUGAGAGCAAAACGUUAUAAACAAAUUUAUUCUCUUAACGAACAAUUUCUUACAAUUGUACCAACGCAGAAUCAUGUGACACCAUAUCUCGAAAGAAUGGAAGCACAACUUCAUGAUGAACUUGCUGACUGGAAUCGUCAAAUAGAAGAAUUCAAUAAAAAAGAUUUGAUUGUAGCUGUUUCAAACAAUUUCAUUGAUUCACAACAAUGUAUUAAGCGAGAUUGGGAAUAUUUAAUAAAACAUCCUCUAGAAAAUAUUAUGAUAGAUCCAAUUAACGAUGAUGAUUUAUAUCAUUGGCAAGGAAUAUUCAUCGGUCCAAACGAUACAUCAUAUAAAGAUGGUUGGUUUUUAGUUCAAAUCGAUUUUCCUCAUGAUUUUCCUAAGAAAAAGCCAAUGUUAAAAUUAACGACAAAGAUCGACCAUCCGAAUGUGACUACUGAAGGAAUUAUGAAACUCUGCAAUGAUCAAUCCUGGUCAUCACAUGAUCAUCUUAGAUCGUAUUUACUGAGAAUGUAUCAAAUCAUAUUUUAUCCUAAGGUUCAAUCUGAUCACAAUUCAUCUCAAUCGAUGGCGAUUCAACAGUUCCGAAACGAUAGAACAACAUUAGAUGAAACACCAAAACGAUGGACAGAUACUUAUGCAGUGCUAUAUAAUACUCGAGAAAAAUACAUUCAAAAAUCAGAUUAA